Messenger RNA from Folsomia candida, 3120 nucleotides. RefSeq lists its product as uncharacterized. Bases 655 to 3006 code for a protein of 783 amino acids. The transcript has 7 exons. NCBI's taxonomy places the organism in Eukaryota, Metazoa, Arthropoda, Collembola, Entomobryomorpha, Isotomidae. The record is from RefSeq and is a predicted model, not a curated record.
GGAUGGAUGCUGGCUGUUGUAUCAUCCGACAUGCAUUGGAUAAGUUGCGUUUCAACAUUGUCUAAUAAGGUGUGGGAUUGAAUAUGCACUUACAUACGCUCUGCAUUACAGCAUCAUCCAUCCACCCCUUCAUCUCGCUCACAAAACUCUGCUGGUGUGUUUAUGUUUAAAUCUCAGAUAGUACAAGUGUUGCAUUGCAAGGAUCAACUCACGCACGGUUGGACCUCAGAAGAAACCCAUAAAAUCCUACUUUGUGUCAAUAGUUCUACUAUAAUUUUAUUGAUUUAAAAAAUACAAAGAUUCUUGGAUGUUGUGCAUUUCUAACUCUGUAAAAUUACACUCUUUUGGUGUGAUUUAAUUUCGUGAUUGUUUUUAGAACUCUUGACGUGCAAUAAAAUUGGAAAGAAACGGAUUAAGAAUUAUUUAUGUUGUUGCACAAAAUCUCAUGAAAUUCUGGUCUUCAAUUGAGCGAGCGAGGAGCCGUGAGAGAUUGCCUUAAUAUUACUCAAAAUGAAAAUAAUGAACUGAAUUCAUAGUCAUCCCACUCCUGAUACCUAUUUGCUACAACAAGUCCUAGUGAUUGGAUUGGAAUGAUGAGCUCGUGUGAAGUGAAAAGUUCAAUAAGUGAUGUGAUGCCAGCCUAAAGAUAAGAAAAUGCAGCCCCCCCUGAUGUACAGUUGGAUCGCACUGACUGCAUCCGCACCCGUGAUCCUUCUGACAUGCUGGACCCUGGCCAUUUUCCAAUGUCGACGGCGUCAAUGGGGGACAAUGGACAUAUUCUUGGUCGCAAUCUUGAGCCAGAGCAUAUUUCAGCAGUUUCUUGGCUUUGUCUACUCGACACUUGUACUCCUCAAGCUCUCCACGCCACUGACGGGGGAAGCAGUUUGUACUGGAAUGAUGUGGUUUUUCAUUGUCAUCCCCAUAUUUAAAGGAACCACGAUAACUUCUUUGGCGGUGGAUCGUUGGCUAUUUUAUACCAGAUUCAGCUAUCAGCUAUCAAUAAGAAAAAAUCACGUCAGAUAUCAUAUCGCCGUCCUUGCGAUUCUUGCGUGCUUGGUUGGGUUCACCGCUCUCAUCACGUUUAACAACCCUGAACUACUUGUUGGUGGCAGCAGCAGUAUUUCUUCUUCGUCUUCUUCUUCUUCUUGGUUGGCAGCAUCUUCUUCGUCCCCCCAAUAUUCCUUUGAUCAGUGCACGUUCCUCCCAUUCAAGUUUGACUUAAAAUUUGUCAUAUUUUACUUGAGCGUGCAUUGCAUCGUGGUCCUGGUAGGAGUCAUCGUUCUAUGUAAAACUUUGUGCCACAAAAACAACUCAAAUAGCUCCCAACUCCUUCCUCAUACAAAAAAGUUUCACUACAAGAGAAGAAGAAGCUCCCCACCCAUCAUGGACGUUACUCCGACAGUCUCAAACACAUCUACUGCAUCCUCCACCAUCUCAAACAGCAGUCCAACAGCAUUUUUUUCUACACCAGGCUUGUCAGCCAAGGCCGUUCUCAGCAACUCACCGAAUAAUGCGUUCUUCCAUCAUCCGCAGCAGCAAGGAAACUUUACUUCAAGUAGAGACUUCUCCGACAGACUGAGAGAUAGAACGACGGCUGAAGACAACAGCAAUAGCAGGCUGUACCCAGCAAUAAGUCUCCUAUGUCUGACGAUCCUAUGCACGCAUCUUCCUUUUACGAUUGCAACAAUCCUCUCACGAAUGGAGAUUCUUGUGCCUAUUGCCAGUAUCGGAUUUGGUUCGGGCGACAUACUUUCCCCAACCAAUUGGCCUGUGACAAACCUUCUUUUGUGGCUUCAAGUUGUUGAAGGACUGACAAUCCUUCUCAUAUUAUUUAUCGUGGACAAUGUUGUCCCGACAUGGAUAUUUAACAGAGAAAGUAAGAAAAGCCAGAAACUCCCUGCUCAUCAUCAUCAUCAUUCCUAUGCAAUAGAAGAUGCAUCAAAUAUCAAGGCCGAGACUAGUUUUAACCCCCAGACAAACUUGAAUAAUCGAACUGGUGGAGGAGGAGGAGGAAAUAAUGGGCACUACACAAAUCAUGCUUUCACUCCAGAUUUUAAGAAUAACAGAUUUCCAAUAACCAACGGGUCUCUGUUUGCUGGUCUCUCAGCAGCAGCAUCAUCUACCUCAGGCGUUAUUAGACCCGUCAUGCCAAUGCCUUCAGUAGGGCAAACAGGACAUGGUUCCAAUAAUAAUGGUUGCUUUCAACAAUCUCUUAAUGGACAAAUAGCAAUUCAUAGGCAGGCUAGGAACGACUUUGACAGUAUUGGAGCCGUUUUCCAAGAAGAUGAGAGUGAAUAUGACAGAAAAUCUUACCACCACAGAUACUCUUCCGUAGCAUCUGUGACAACCGUUGCCAAUGAUGAUUUUGAAUUUCAUCAAAGUCGACCCGCAAAGUCCCAGCCCCUUCAGCAGAGGCCCUUGCCAAUUCCUAACAAGGAUUUCAAUCCGUCCACUUACGUCGUUCCCAAGUCACAAUCGGUCCCUCCUCCUCAUCCCGUACAGACGUUUAACAUGAAGAAGAUUUCGGACAAGGAGAAAAUAUUUAAACAAAACCAACAUAUUUAUGAAGAGUUUGAGAGCAGAAAAAAGCUGCCCAUUAUGAGAACACACCUCACGGGGGGAGGGCAACCUACCUCCUUGUCAAUGAAUGAUCUGGAUCUAAUUGAUGAUCGUGCAGACGUCCCCCUCACCAUCGUAACGGGCACAACGGAGCCUUUUGAGCACAAACAGCGAAUGUAUAGAAAGCGGACAAGAGUGCCUCCAAGUCCGCAUCAUCAUCAUCCCAGCGGAAGGUUCUUUAAUGAUCGCCGGGUCUGCCAAAAGCCAAUCAGUGACCAAUUCAGUGAUUCAUCUCAUCGGCGAGUAUUAUCAAUGGAAUGUCUUUCUCCUUCAAAUAAACAGACUGAACAUAGAAACUUUCUGGACAUUUCGUAUUUAGACACGGGAGAAAUAUUAGUAAGGAAAGCGGACAGUAGCAAAUGCAUUUUUGUAACAGAUUUUAUAUAAUUUUUGUCUUAUAUAUAAAUACACAUAGAUGUUACAAAUCACACUAUACCUAAAUAUAUUACAUUCGUAUUAAAAUAAAAGAAUACAUGUAUGUAGAAUAUUUACAAAAUCAAA